AAUAUGAAUAAGAAAAUAAUUGUUAAGAUUAUAUGACUAAAAAUAGGGAGAGAUUUGUGAAGUGAAAAUGUCAGAGCUCUUGCCCCUUUCUUGGCUGGUCCAAGCCAGCGCUUACAAAGUUAAAAUCGGUGAGGAGACCGUCAUCACAACCGUCACUGAUCGCGAAGCUAUCGCGAUCAGUAGCAUCUCGGCACUUAGGAGUGAAUUGGAAACUCCAGAUCCAUUUGUUGGAAUCGAUGUUGUAAAUAACGGAGAUCUGUUGCUCUUUCAUGUGAAAAAUCGGUGCCUAAUUAUUCAAUUUAAUCGCAUGAUGCUCUUGGAUGAUCUAACUGAUAUCCCUGUUCCUCUUAAGGAAUUUCUGCGGGACAAAAGUAUCACUUUUAUAGGCCCUAGAAACAUAAGCCAGAAUUGUACUGAGUCAUAUAUAUCUGGAACUGGAAGUAGCAGCGAUAAAAUAGUAUUGAAUAGAGUUGUUGAUGUUGGUUAUUUGACUGGUAAGCUUUGUAAGAAGCCAGAUCUGCUGAGUAGUACACUGGAAGAGUUGUUGGGUAGAGUUGGCAUUGAUAUCAAGAAGCCUCUGAUUAGUGAAGGUUCAAUGCGUCCUGAUUGGCAAUCGUCUUCGGUUCUAUCGGAGGAUGAGGUGAAAUAUGCGAUGUAUCAAGUUCACGCAUGCUAUCAAAUUGCAAGCAAGCUAAUUACUGAUGCAACUGCAAGUGAGUAAUAACAUGAUUUGGAUAUGUAGUGUUAGUUGUUUAUGUUUAUUUCUUGUUACCAAUAUUAAGCAUCUUUUGUAUCUAUAUCUAUGAAAAAUCAAAAACCAAGUGGUACUAUAGCUUAUAUUGCGUUUAUCGAAAGUUAAUUUGACUAA
This is a messenger RNA of Solanum lycopersicum (tomato), 868 nucleotides long. RefSeq lists its product as uncharacterized. Gene Ontology annotation, molecular function: 3'-5' exonuclease activity; nucleic acid binding. Lineage: Eukaryota; Viridiplantae; Streptophyta; Magnoliopsida; Solanales; Solanaceae. Gene Ontology annotation, cellular component: nucleus; cytoplasm. The record is from RefSeq and is a predicted model, not a curated record.